UUUUCCUGACUCUGAGCAGGUACUUGAACGCAGCACACACCUGUCGCUCAUUAUGUCUCUUCCAGUUUAGCUCUGACGUUAACAAACACGAUAUGCUUUUCAUCGCUCGCGUUUUAAAAGAAAUGAACUCUCCUAAGUUUUCGAUCAUCUUUUUUAUACUGGUGUCUUUUUUUAUUUCGUUUGGACAUUGUGUCGAUAUUUCGUUCUCAAUAUGCUGGAUGGCCAAAGGCAAAGUUCUGGAAAGGCAAAAUGGGAACAUAUGGCUGAAUGAUACAUCCAUAAAAUACACCAACAAGGUGGGUAAAUUAACCUCGCUGACAGUUUCCCCAGCCGUGGAAACGAAACUAACCCUUCAGUAUGGAGGCUCUGUUCAGGCGUGGACUUUCAGAAUCACUCCAAGCACAAGGUUCACUCAAAUCAAAGGCCUGCAGGAGCCAGAGAAGAUACCAACAACUUCCACCAUGGAGUUCUUGGACACGAUGAACGCAAACGAGGUGUUUCCAUGUGAACAUGGGACGGUGUUCUUCCACCAGGAUGAACACUUCUUCCUUGCAAUAGGCCACACACAGCGUCACCCCGUCAAGCUGGACUCCAGGACCCCCUUCUCACUAUUGGUGUCCUGGGUGGACAAGAGGCGAGCUGUCAGCAACAGCCACACUGUGACGCUGUACCAUACAGAGCGGGGUUCCUAUAAGGCCCUGAGCAUGAGCACAACCACCAACAACAACUACAACUUCACAGCUCUGAGCUCCUGCAGCCCGUACAUAGCCUGUGUGGAGAUAGCAGGCGCUCACUCCUUUACCUGCCUCUCUACUAUUACAGACCCAGACGUUCCCAGAGACUUCAAGGUUUCGUCUUUGAACAACCGCAGAAUAUCUCUGUCCUGGAGCUGUCCCGAGAACUGCAAGUACUCCCUCUUCCUCCUCACCGCCUUCUUCCUCAACGGCACAGACCACGUCACAGAGGAGGCGCUCUGGUGGCACAAAAAGGAAAACUUUGUAUUCACCCUGUCAGACCUGGAUCCCUGCAGGAGGGUGAAGUUUGGCCUGCAGACGGUUUGCCAGGCAGGGAUGGAGUCCCACUACAGCAAGAUGAUCCUGAAUGAUGGGAACUCUGCUCACUCCAGCAUCGAGGCCUUGAAUCAGACAUCGUUCGGCCCAGACAACUACACCCUGAGCUGGCAUGUGAGCAACACCUCAUCCAUCUCCAAGUUCAGAGUCUACCACGAGGGGGUGCUGCAGGGCUCCACGCUCCUCACCAACUACACUGUGGAGGGGCUUCAGCCAUGCCAAGAGCACCAGGCCAGGGUGGAGGCGCUGUGUGGAGACAGCGUUAUCAUGAGCACCAAGACUGUUGCCACACACACAGGUCCUCAAGGCGUGUCUGAGCUCAGGUAUCGCUCUAACGACUCCACUGCCUUGUGGAUGUCCAGCACCAUGAACCAGAGAGCUGUGGCCUUCUUAUACGAGCUGUCUCUGGAGAACGGCCCCACCGUCCAGAGCAACCGUGUGAACGACCCUGAGCUCCAUCUCACAGGGCUGGAGGAAGGGAAGACCUACGUGCUGGAUGUUUGGGAGGAAUGUGAGGGACAGUGGGAGUCUGAACGAUCUCAUGUGUGUUUUGAAGGAGCAAAUUCAUCCUUUGGGGCACUUGUGAGGGCUGCUGAAUCUGCGCUGGGUCCAGAUGUGCAGAUUGAUAUUUCUGGGAUGGGUCUCACCAUGGUCCUGCCCUGGUCCCUACCUGAGGAUCUGCUGGACGACAUGUCAGAACCAAGAGCUACGAUGGGGGAAAUAUUCAAAGAUAAGCUGCAGGUGCUUCUCAAGAACUUCACUCGGCCCACUCGCAUUGAGAUCGCCACCUUCGAACCUGCAGACGAGCCGCACAAAACAGAAGUCCUGUUCAUGUCUUUUGAUGCAACGAAAACUGAGGAAGACGUGCCUCUGUCUGUGGGAGAGCAGCUGGAUUACCUUCGCUCCCUGAACAACACGCACGUCGCUAUAACAGACGGGGUCAUUCAGUGGGAGGGUCCAGAUCUGUGUGCCUCCUCUAAGCACACUUUGUGUCCCCGUCACUCCCUGUGCAUCAACACUCUUGGAUCCUACAUGUGUGUGUGCCAGCAUGGCUACUAUGAUGUGAGCUCUGUCACCAAACCUGCAGCAGUCUCACGUCCACACUGCAAUGAGAAAGGCCUUUUCAGUCAGUGCAUGGAAAAACUGCUGACCGGUGGAAUAGCUAAACUCUACCUGACCUCUCACAUGGGCGGAAAAGUGGAUGUGCAGCUGAACGAUGGACGGUGCACCACGGAGGAGAGCGAGAUGUUCUACUUCUUCAAUGCAUCACGUAAAUCCUCUGAAUGUGGAACUGAGAGACGGGUAAACAAAACCCACAUUGAGUACCAAAACACUCUGGCUGUGUCCCUGACUAAAGAGCAAACCAUCAGUCGGCGGGAUCUGAAAGUCGUCUGGAAAUGCGUCUACCCUCGACAUUACAUCCGUAAUGCUCAAGUUGCCGUGGACAUGGAGUGGCUCUCAUCUCUCUCCCUGGUGGCGUUUAACUCCUCCGUACAGCUGGGCCUGACCAUGAGCCUGUUCACCGAUCUGUCAUACACAUACAGCUACACGGACACCAUCAGCCUGGAGCCAGAGGACACUCUGUUCUUCCAGGUGUCCCUGCAGACCAGGAACUCUUUUGCCUCAGACGUGCUGCUGCAGGUGGACUCGUGCUGGGCUACUGAGAGCAACAACCCACAGGACAGCGUGCAGGGUCUCCUGAUCCAGGACGGCUGUCCUGUUGACCACACGCUGCACUGGCUCUCGGUGAACGGUGCGGCCCAGCAGAGCAGGUUUUCAGUUCAGAUGUUCUCCAUGCCUCAACACCAGCCCAUCUACAUUCACUGCCUUGCCAACAUCUGUGCACAUGAUGAGGACUGCACCAAGAAUUGCAGCCGGCCACAGCGCACAAAGAGGUCGGCAAGCCACAUUGACCGACCACGGAAACCAGCUGCUGUCGUGUCUGCUGGACCUCUGCUCAUCAACAGAAGGCUGAAGUCUGGAGUCACGCCAUCGUACUGGGCGGAUCACAGGAUGAUGGUAUUCGUCGUGGCUGGAUCGAUUGGAAUUCUGUUGAUUACAGUUCUUUCAGUGAGCGCAAGCAAAGCAAUCAUGACUUACUAUGAAAGACUGCGCCUGAAAUAAAGUAUUUGUUUCACUCUCUG
Molecule: messenger RNA, 3214 nt
Organism: Notolabrus celidotus (New Zealand spotty)
Lineage: Eukaryota; Metazoa; Chordata; Actinopteri; Labriformes; Labridae
Exons: 19
Coding region: 93-3194 (1033 amino acids)
Biological process (GO): neutrophil migration
Cellular component (GO): apical plasma membrane; cell surface
Molecular function (GO): calcium ion binding; protein binding
Source: RefSeq, a predicted model, not a curated record